AUGGCAACGCAAAGCUCUCCCGCGGCACUUGCCGCGAACUUCCACAUUGGCCAGAACUACACCGUGGUGGAUGUCAUUGGGGAAGGAGCCUAUGGGGUCGUCUGCUCUGCAAUCCACAACCCAUCUCAGACAAGAGUCGCUAUCAAGAGGAUCACUCCUUUCGAUCAUUCGAUGUUUUGCUUGCGUACGCUCCGAGAGAUCAAGCUGCUCCGGCAUUUCAAUCACGAGAACAUCAUCUCGAUCCUAGACAUGAUCAGACCGGAUGACUACGAGCGCUUCCAGGAGGUGUACCUGAUCCAAGAACUCAUGGAGACGGACAUGCAUCGCGUGAUUCGCACUCAAGAGCUCUCGGACGAUCACUGCCAGUACUUCAUCUAUCAGACUUUGCGCGGUCUCAAAGCCCUGCACAGCGCACAGGUGCUGCAUAGAGACUUGAAGCCGAGCAACUUGCUGCUCAAUGCCAAUUGCGAUCUCAAGAUCUGUGACUUUGGUCUUGCUAGGAGCGCGAACCAGCCCGAGGCGCAGGGCACUGGAUUCAUGACUGAAUACGUGGCGACGCGUUGGUACAGAGCACCCGAGAUUAUGCUUACCUUCAAGGAGUACACAAAGGCAAUCGACAUCUGGUCUGUAGGGUGCAUUCUUGCCGAAAUGCUGUCGGGCAAGCCUCUCUUCCCUGGGCGUGACUACCACCACCAGCUCUCCCUCACCCUCGAGAUAUUGGGCACGCCUUCUCUCGACGAUUUCUACGCGAUCACUUCCACUCGUUCCAGAGAUUACAUCCGGGCGUUGCCGUUUAGGAAAAGACGCGACUUUUCCAAGAUGUUCCCUCAGGCAAACCCGCUGGCUGUGGACUUGAUGGAAAAAUGCUUGACUUUCUCGCCGAGAAAGAGAAUCACAGUAGAGCAGGCAUUGGCCCAUGAAUAUCUCGCGCCAUACCACGACCCAGAUGAUGAGCCUGGAGCGGAUCCUUUGCCCAUGGAAAGCUUCAAAUUUGAUCUUGAGCCUGUGAGUUGGCCAAAUGGCUUCUUUGUCCCUUCGUGA
Ceraceosorus guamensis is the source of this 1041-nucleotide messenger RNA. Its product is annotated as putative MAP kinase Kpp2. Gene Ontology annotation, molecular function: ATP binding; MAP kinase activity. Gene Ontology annotation, cellular component: nucleus; cytoplasm. The transcript is spliced from 8 exons. The coding region runs from base 1 to 1041 and encodes 346 amino acids. NCBI's taxonomy places the organism in Eukaryota, Fungi, Basidiomycota, Exobasidiomycetes, Ceraceosorales, Ceraceosoraceae. Gene Ontology annotation, biological process: protein phosphorylation; intracellular signal transduction. The record is from RefSeq and is a predicted model, not a curated record.